This is a messenger RNA of Osmia bicornis bicornis, 2323 nucleotides long. Its product is annotated as probable G-protein coupled receptor B0563.6. Bases 399 to 1553 code for a protein of 384 amino acids. The record is from RefSeq and is a predicted model, not a curated record. NCBI's taxonomy places the organism in Eukaryota, Metazoa, Arthropoda, Insecta, Hymenoptera, Megachilidae. Gene Ontology annotation, cellular component: membrane. Gene Ontology annotation, molecular function: G protein-coupled receptor activity. Gene Ontology annotation, biological process: G protein-coupled receptor signaling pathway. The transcript has 6 exons.
CUGUUUUGUCCGUAGGUAAACGCUCGAGGAUCGACUGGUCAGCUUACAAAAUGGCAGCGUACAAAUUAUCCAGAAGAGCACGUUCAGAUUCCUCGGUGAAAUAGAAGCGAGAAACAGUUCCCGAACGUAGAAACAUCCCCGAGGACAAGCGGUCGUCACCUGGUCAGGAUUUUUUCGGACGUCGAAACGUCCAAGCGAUUGUUGCAUCGCUUUUCUCGGCUUUUCUCGUAAUCUACCUCGAUCGUUCCAUCGAAAACAGAUUAAACAUCGCAACGCGACACGGUGGAAAGAAGAUGCAACGCGAAACGAACAAUUUCAAUCGUAACCGGAAGAGAUGUAGACGCGUGAAAGAAAGAAAAUAAUCGAGGGAGAGGGGAGAGGGUGAGGGAAAAGACAAGAUGUUCGACGCAGUGAACGCAACAAAGACAGAAUUGUGCUUUCGGCCGGAAGAUCUGGAGGAUCCUCGAACACCGUCUCUCAGACGAAUCAGCUAUGGCAUUAUCCUGCCUGCCAUCUGUUGCUUGGGAAUCGUCGGGAAUAUUUUCAACUUGGUUGUCCUUACCCGACGCAACAUGCGAGGAACCGCUUACAUCUACAUGAGAGGUUACUCAGCAGCAGCGCUUCUCGCGAUUUCUUUCUGCAUCCCUUUUGCGCUGAGGGUUCUUAUUCAUCAGGAAACAGGCCAAUGGAGUAAUUGGCUUCAAGCAUUUUAUCAUGCUCAUCUCGAGCUGUUUCUCGGAAACGGUUGUUUAGGAGUCGGAGUGAUGAUGUUGCUAGCAUUAACGGUGGAACGUUACGUUAGCGUUUGCCGGCCUGGUCAGCACACCCGUCCACUCUGCGGUCCUCCGCAUUUAACCGUCGCUCUCAUCCCCUUGGCAACGUUUAUAAUUUAUCUGCCGAGUGCGUUCCGAGGACAAAUUACGACCUGUCUCCUCGAACCUGGAGGUUACGUUGUUUAUCAGAAGAGAGAGAAUCAAUCGUACCUCGACUCGAUGUUUUAUCAAGUGUACAAAGUGAUGUUGGAGAUGGUUUUCAAAGUGGCGCCAACGAUUCUCCUGGCUGGCUUUAAUCUCCGUAUCAUGGUGGUCUAUAGAAAAUCCUGCGAGCGUCGUAGACGAAUGACGUUAGCCAGAACCGUGAGCAACGACGAAGAUCCAAGAACAUUCGCGGAGGAACGAAGGCUGGUCCUGCUUUUAGGCAGUACCAGCAUCCUGUUCCUCGUUUGCGUCAGUCCUAUGGUAAUUCUCAACGUCACCUUGAGGGAAAGUAAUUUGAAUAAUUACGCUUAUCAGGUGUUCCGUGCCAUAGCGAAUUUGCUCGAGGUAACCAAUUACUCCAUCACCUUCUACAUCUAUUGUUUGUUCUCGGAAGAUUUUCGAAACACCUUGAUUCGUACGUUGCAAUGGCCAUGGGGGAAAAGUAGCGAGGGAGGAAGAGGUCUUCCGAUGAAACGUUCUCCACUUCCCAGAGCAACUAUCACUACUACCACCACCACCACACCACCGACAACCACCGUUGCGACUCCUGGACAUUUGACGCGUGCCAGCGUUUAGCUUUCUGCAAGCAUUUUUUCCCACCCUAUUCGAAAAGAAAAGUAAUUUGUAGAAUUUCCUAGUAAUUUCGUAGCAGGUGCGGAAUUCUCUUCGGUCCAAGAGAGUGGCAAGACUGACUUUAUCUAUGUUUUUUAUACUUUCAAAAGUUACAGUAAAGGAAAACGCUCGGCUUGUCAUGGAUCUUGAGCAUCAUGGAUUUAUUUGGCGAACGGUCAGUCAGGCUAGUUUACGCCAUAAAUUUGCGUACUUCCUGCGGACACGUUUUAUCGUAACGCGAUAUCGGAGAGAAGGCUAGACACAAGGUUACGAUAUCUUGGCAAAUAUUGGCGCGUUUUAUGUAUCGAACGAGCGGCCGACAAUAUUUGGCGUAUGGUCCUCGCGAUAUCGGGCAAACGUUCUCUUCAACGAGCAUGUACGUGAUUUUCAGCGUGUUGCUCUUCGACGUUGUAAAUAUACAGGCUGUUGCAUAACACGCGGUACCCCCUUCGCGGAUGAACAAAAGAUCGUGCAUUCGAAUGUUUAGUUCGUUCACCACCUUCCUAAUCUUCAUUUAUCGUUCAAGCGGGUCCAACGGGUUACGAAAUACUCUGUACAUAAAAGCAAACAAUUUCUCAAGAACACUGCCUCCUUACUACCCACAUAAAACGUAUAAAGUACCUAUAAACAAACUGGUAACGGCAGCGCGUAAAGUUGCAAUCGUUUUGGUUUCGUAAAAACGAUCGAACGCAAGGAAUAACUAGACGAUAAGAGUAAUCAUCGUCAAGAAAACG